Molecule: messenger RNA, 1484 nt
Organism: Asparagus officinalis (garden asparagus)
Lineage: Eukaryota; Viridiplantae; Streptophyta; Magnoliopsida; Asparagales; Asparagaceae
Product: receptor-like serine/threonine-protein kinase SD1-8
Biological process (GO): protein phosphorylation
Molecular function (GO): ATP binding; protein serine/threonine kinase activity
Source: RefSeq, a predicted model, not a curated record
CCCUUCUUGCCCCGUGGACGUAAGCAACUUGCCGAACCACGUAAAAUUCGUUUGUUUGUGUUCAUGCCGUUAUUUUGAUUGUGUUUGGCCUUCUCUCUCAGCGUUUGUAUUAGCCCUCGGAAUCCCAACAACAGCCAUCUUAAUGCUUGCAUGGAUCGGUUACUGUUGCGUACUGAGAAAGAAGAGAAAGACAAGACUAGCCAGAGCAUCAGGUACAAUCGUUAAUAAGUACAAAGGGUCAGAGAGCAGUGACUUAGAGCUACCCCUGCUUGAUUUGAGCUCUAUUAUAGCUGCAACCAAUAACUUCUUCUAUGACAAUAAGCUGGCCCAAGGUGGCUUUGGGCCUGUUUUCAAGGGAGUAGUUGGUGAUGGGCAAGAAAUUGCAAUUAAGAGGCUUGCGAAGACUUCAGUUCAAGGGAUCGAUGAAUUCAAGAACGAGAUAUUGUUGAUAGCCAAGCUUCAGCAUCAAAACCUUGUUAGGCUGUUGGGAAUUGCAUACAAGGGGGGAGAAAGGAUGUUGAUAUAUGAGUAUAUGCCCAACAAAAGCUUAGAUUUCUUUCUUUUUGAUAAAUCGAAGUGUGUAUUACUUGACUGGCAAACCCGUUACAACAUUAUAAUGGGGAUUGCUCGAGGACUUCUCUACCUUCACCAAGACUCUAGAUUCAGAAUCAUUCAUAGAGAUCUCAACGCUAGCAAUGUUCUUCUUGAUAAAGAGAUGAACCCAAAAUUAACUGACUUCGGUAUGGCAAGGAUUUUCGGAGGAGAUGAUACAGAAGUAAAUACAAGAGAAGUUGUUGGAACAUACGGAUACAUGUCUCCUGAGUAUGCAAUGGAUGGUUUUUUCUCCGUCAAAUCUGAUGUAUUAAGCUUUGGUGCCCUGGUAAUUGAAAUUAUAAGCGGAAAGAAGAACCGAGGGUUCUAUGGAGCCAAUUCUGACAUGAAUCUACUAGGUCAUGCGUGGACAUUGUGGAGAGAAGGGAAGAGCUUGGAACUAGUGGAUAAAUCAACAGGUAACUUGUAUUCAUUGGAUGAAUCCCUGAGGUGCAUUAGGGUGGGAUUUUGUGUCCAAGAGCGAGCAGAAGACAGGCCAACGAUGUCCUCGGUUGUGUUAAUGUUGGGCAGAGAGAGUGCAUCAUUGCCUCAGCCUAAACAGCCAGGCUACGUUUCAGCAAGAAGCCCUAUCGAGUGUGAUUCUUCAACAAGCAAUCAAGCAUCAUUAACAGCAAAUGAGAUGUCGAUUACAAUGUCCGAAGGCCGUUAACAAAAAAAUUAGUCAGUGUUGUAGAAAAUAAUGUGGAGUUUAAAUGAGUGUUUGGUUUGUUAAUGCCAUGUACAUUCUUGUAGUAACGCUUCAUACUUUUUAGAAUUGGUAACUGGUUGGGUUAUCCAGAGGUAUAUUUGUUAGGGCUAAUUGUGUAUUAGACCCUUUGUAGUAUUGCUGUUUUAAACUUACUACCCCUAUACUUCCAUUGUAGCAGAUAACC